AGCCGUCAAGAUGUAAUCCUAAUAAGAGAUAAGUCGUGAGCUCUUAUGAGCUCACCGUGGAUUAGUCUCGAUCAAUCAACCGAUCGAGGAUACCACGUAAAAUCCUUUGCCUCGUAUUCUAUUUCAAUUCUGCAAUAUCAAAAUUCUACAGGCAUACAUGUUUCGAUAUAUGAAAGCUUAUCGAUUUUCUAACUAUGGAUUAUGAAGAUGGAAAGUGCAUCAUAAAUCAACGUAACACAACUACAAACAACAAAUAAUACAAUCGGUUCAAGUGUAGAGGAUAAAUUGUAGAUAGGAAGUCGUAUGAAAAUACUUAAAUCUUAACACAGUUUAGUAGGGGGAAAAAGAGAGAUUGAAUAAUUGCAAAUAAUAAAGUUAAAGAUAUAAUUGAUAAUUAAUUAGUUUGAAUUCCAGAACAACAAGGUCGUUGUAGUAUAGUGGUAAGUAUUCCCGCCUGUCACGCGGGUGACCCGGGUUCGAUCCCCGGCAACGGCGUCGUUUAUUUUUUUAACAUUUUAUCUUUUGCGCGGGAAAGGAAUACUGGGCCAGUGCAAGAGGUACGCAAGUGAAGUUAAAAGGCCUAAGCGCUAAGCCCAAUAAAAAGUUUAAAAACAUAGGCAUGCUACAUAGCCUUAAUUGAAUUGGGCCAAACGGUAGAAGCCCAUAGUUCUCUCCUCAUAAGCCCAUAUGUAAUCCAACCUAUGCAAGUUUUGUGUCCUUACUCCUUAUCCUUAAUUUGAUUAUCAAUAGUAAGUUUCCUCAUCUCUAUUAUGGUAUUGGUAGAUUUCAUUCAUUUCAACCUCUAAACGGGAACACGAUUUAAUGCAUAAAGAUUAGAGCGUCCUUACAAUUCUGUUGAACAAGAUUACAAAUACCUCAGUCCACAUUUUAGUUGAAAUCACGAGAAUCAUAAUAAUCCGAUCCAAAAUACGCCAGAAUACUCUUCCAUCUUAACGAAAUGAGCAUAGCAUCUUCACGGCCAAAGCGAGGGAUCCAUUUCCAAUGCUUAACCAUAGAUGCGGUUCAUUGUAUGCACACUUGCAUUUGCAUUAGCACUUCAUGUGCAUGGCCGAAUAAUGUCAAAGGUUAACUGACCAAGCCCACAUGAAGAACCAUUGGGCCCUCGACAGACUCCCUUUCAGACCUUUCCCCACCCGACAAAGAAACCCAUCAUCCAAUUUCGAUUUGUUGUUUUCUCAUUUGAUGUUUAAUUUUGCAUAAAUGGUCACUACUUCUUCAUGUCACAAUACCAAAUGCUCACCAAAUUUUGAUAUGCUCAACUAGGGCCGGCUAUUUGGUCCCAGACUAUUUGGUUUUACCCGAAAUCGGACCAUAUAACCCGGACCGGAACCGGACUGGAACCGGAUAGCAAACAAUGCAAUCUCAUAUUCGGGCUUAGAUUUGAGGUAAAAAACCAGAUAAAGACCGGAUAAGAGACCCCCAACACCUAAAAUCAAGAUAAAAUUGGGACCGGACCGGCCAGCUGCUUUGCUUUCUUUAUCUCGCUUGCCGUUAGUCCGUCUAGCGCCUUUCGGUUGGGGUCCGCCCCGGGGGUUAGACCGCUUGGGUUAUUUUUCGAGUAUCGAAGGCAGUCAACGUGUCAGCCAUUCUUCUCCUAUUAGACUUGUAAAUCCUUUGCUCUUUUUCCUUCUCUCUUCCAGUUCUCUCCCUAUAACUUUAUUUGACACCCAGCCUCCUCCUCUAGCUUUGUUUACUUCCGCCCAAAUACGGUAACUUGACCCCAGUAUACGAACUCCCAAUUGGUAACUAUCCCUGAUGACUCCCCAUCAUCCCAGAGGGGUCCAGUAGCCGGGAAGGGGCCUAGAAGUGCCUACUACUACACCACACUACACUUGGCUCUACACAUUUAGAGAGCUAACCCCUGCCCAGUGCCUGGCAGAGCUAAAGGGCUUCAAUCCUUAUUCCUUAUCCCCAUCUUCGCCCAGGCUAAGGAGGCCUUACUUAUUCAGGGGGGAGAGGGAAUGGGAUGACAGAGAAUACCACACUUCUUCUGGUCCGUAAAAAGCUAGAACGUAGAGUGGAAGGAAAGUUACUUAGUUUAGGUGCAUAGCAAGGUAGCCCUAUAGUGACUUGAUAACCUCUCCUCUCACUUUCUUCGAGCUUCUUUCUCUCCUUCUUGUUCUAAUUCAAAUGCGAGCUACUUCGCACCUUCUCCCUACGGUCGAACAUAUUCCCCUCCUCUCCUUCUUGUUCUAAUUAAAAUGCGAGCAACUUCGCAUCGUCGCGAGCCGGAAAGCGUACCGGCUUUUUCGCGAAAGGGCCGCUUGCUUCUUGUAUUUUAAAAAUUCUGUAUGGUUCUAUACCCCACCCCAAGUAAAUCAUAGAACAACCAAUAUUUGUUGACCGAACAGGGGUUCUCGAUAAUUUGGAUACCCGGAGGUUGUCCAUGACCUAACGACGCGUUAUAGUCGGCGACAACAUUGCCUUUUCUAUAGACAUGCUUGAUGGCUACCUCCCAAUCUCGAGACAUGAGAUUCUUGAUAUCCCUUACUGUGAUAUAGUGAGGGGGUCAAGACCGGACUGUAUCCAAUCCAAUCUUUGGUCCUUAUAUUCCCGAAAAGACCGGACUGGGAUCGGAUCAAUUUGGUCCAAUUUAACCGGACCGGACCGUAUAGCCACCCCUAUGCUCAACAAACCCUUGAUAUUACUCUUCAAGGGUUUUCCGAUCACAGUGUUCGGAUUAGCGUGUUUACUCGUUAAAGAUUGGCGAGAAGUACGGCCGUGUAACUUGACUUUGCUGAUACAGACGACUCGUUGUAACUCAUAUGCAAUCAAAAUUAAACUUAGUAGUUGACAAGCUUCCGGUUCGUAUCAUCUCAAAAUCACUUUUAUGUCAUUCUCAAACCCACUCGGUUGUAGGGUUUGUAUGCGAACUUUUUCAAUCCGCCCGAGUAUGUGUCACAUGAGUAUUAUCUUUCAAACCAAAGUGAAAACAUAGUUAGGCAAUACUCUAUUUAAUACACGUAUAUGUACCCAUACGUAUUUUAUUCGUUUUAAACUCCCGUAUUCGUAUUAUUGUCGAAUUGUUUCAAUUGUUUUCAUUCAUUUGACGGCUCGCGUACUAAACACGUAUAACACCCGUAUAACACGUUUAAUAUUCGUAUUUAAUCAAUUAAACUAUUAACUUUACUAUUUUUUAUAUAUUUUUAAAAAUAAUUAAUUUUAUAUAUUUAUGACUAUUAACGUACUAUUAAACGUAACAUUAGUUUAAAGACGGAGUAAAAUACCAGUACAUAUUUUAUACAUAACUUUUUCGUAUUUUAUUUUACUAACUAUUAGUGGAAACAAGAAUGGUUAAUAUCAUUUUCUGCAGCAUCUACGCAAUCUCGUCGUUUCUGGUACAAGAAUUUUCCCCAUUCAAAAUGCCGCGAUUCUCUCAAGCUGCCGGAAAAGAACCAUGAGAAACGACUCAAUACUCAAUAAUGCUAACAAUUAUCGCAUUACUGUACUUAGUGGAACACAGUUGUGUGGAGUUACUAACUAGGGAAACCCAAAGGUUCCAUCCUAUAAAAAAUAUCGAUGAAUCUAAAUUUAUUGUGGUAGUAACUCUAGUACAUGGCGAAUUUUUGUGAUAAUGGAUGAAUGUAUGUGUAGGGUUGGGGAAAUCCGUUGGAUUGCUUGAAAAAACGUGAAUAAAAUCGGAACUCGUUAACAAUGGUUUGAUUUGGUUCAGUAGUAUAAAUCUCGAGAUGUUUUGAUCUUCUCGUUUGGUAUAGACUCCCAUUUAUCUAACCAUACCACAGACCUAAAUUAUUUUUUCAAUUCGUGCUAGCAAUUCGCUCGACCACUCUCCCACCUCCCCAAUGAGAUUCAAGCAUCAAUCCUACCUUCGUCCCCUCCUUUAUUCACAAACCACACUCCAACAGAGAGUAGAUACAAUCGCGUCUCUACAUGACAUUAUGUUUAAUGUUUAUAAUGUUAUGAUGGAAGUUGGGUUACUCCGGCUUUGUGUCUUUGUUAUUUAUUUGGUUUUACGUUGUUAGUUUAAAUUUUUGUUUGAUGGAUCAAACAAAAAUGUCCAUUUAUUGCUCAAUCUAAUAUACUUGAUCCAGAUCAGUCCGCAUAGGUGUGACUUAGCCCGAACUCCGAACUAUAUAGUAUUUGAUCCGGUUGUACUCUAGCCCUUCAUAUGAAACCAUAUAUCAGACCACACCGUUUUUCAGCUUUGUAUAUUUGCACAUUUCAUUGGGUUCAUUUUUAAUUUUUUUUAUAGGAACAAUCAUAUAUAAUUCCUCUUCAAUAUUUACAUAUAUGUUUUCACCAUUGAUUAAGGAACAUAUUGGGCACCAUUACAGACACAUAAUGACAAAACAGCUAAAGCAAAGCAAAGCAAACCCAAGGAGAGAGAGAGAGAGAGAGAGAGAGAGAGAGAGAGAGAGAGAGAGAAUGGCGUAGGUGGUCAGCACUGCCUCAGCCCCAACCACAGAAAGAAACCCACAACAAAAAAGGGAAGCAGUCAUGUUGGCGGGGAAUUGGCAUUAGAAUAUUACCCAAUCGUGAAUCGUUCCUUUCUUUCUCCCUCUCUCAAUUAUCCUCGAAGAAUUCCACUUUCUCUCCCUUAAUUCGAUUCCAUUUUUCACAAAUCCGAAACGCCCCUACAAGACACAGAAAGAAACAGAGAGGGAGAGAAAGAUAACGGACAGAUUUUCCUGAUUAAACAAAGGGAAAGGAGGAACAAAAAGAUCCUAGCAGCAGGGAGAAGGAAAGCUCGCAGGGCGAAGAGAGAAAGGAAGGAAGGUGGGUGGAAAAAAGGUUGCAGCAGCAGCAGGGCUUCUUCUUCUUCUCCGAUUCCCCACGCGGUUUCUACGGAAAGAAAGGAGUGGAAACGAAAAACCAGAGGGGAAGGAGGAAUUUUUUUUGGUGUUGGGUUUUGGUUUUCCCAGGCUUAGAUCUGGCUGGGUUCGGGGAAUCAUCGGUUUUCUCUUCUGGGUAUUGAAGUUCGCGAGCUGAUUUUUAGUGGGUUGCUGUUAGAAAUCCGAUUCAGGGGCGUGUUCGUCGUUCCCGCUUUUUCUAGAUCCGGAUGGCGUUUUUUCGCGGUUGAUUGUUUUUCCCCCUUACCUUUUCCGGUCAGUGUUCUUUUUGUUUUGAAAUAUCGUUUCUGGGUUUAUUACUAAAUCGGGGAAAGGAGGAUGGAUUCGGAUGAUCUCCGAUCGAUUCUGGAAACUGCCGGAGUGGACGUUUGGGCGUUCAUCGACACGGCGAUCGCCGUCGCCUCUUCGGAUUACCCUUCUGAGCUGAAGCAGCGGAGGGAUAAAAUCGUUCAGGCAUUGUACUCCGCCACAGCCACCGCCACGUGUAAUCAGUGUAGCCGUGGCGGCGUAGGAAAUGGACGUGGGCAGAGGGAACUAGUCAAUCAGAAAUUGUCUCCCGCUCCCGCCUCCAUCGUUGAGAGAGAAGGCAGAGGUAGAGUCGGGGGACCAGCUGCCGCCGGAAUCCGUCGGCGGUCGCCUGAAACAGAGGAGGAGGAAGAAGAAGAGAAGGUAGAUGUAGAAGAAGAAGGAGAAGAGGAUGUAGAUCCAUACGACCUAUUGUUCGAUGAUGAACAGAGGAGAGUAUUGGAAAUCAAACAGCAGCUCGAAGAUCCUGACCAGACUGAAGAUUCUUUGGUUGACUUGCUGCAAACUUUGGAAGACAUGGACAUUACAUUCAAAGCAUUGAAGGAGACUGAUAUUGGAAGGCAUGUGAACCGGCUGAGGAAGCAUUCGUCAAAUGAUGUCAAGAGAUUGGUGAAACUGCUAGUCAGGAAAUGGAAGGAAAUUGUGGAUGAAUGGGUGAGGUUGAAUCCACAAGGAGAGCAUACUUCCUCAGCUAUGAUGGCUGAUGGGGACUCACCUCAGCAACAAAAGAUUACCCACAAUGGUCAUCACCAGGUGCCUGAUUUUGCAUACUCUCCAAACCCUCACAAUGGUAGUUCUGGAUCAGACAGAAAUUACUCAGAACCUGAAGUGGUAGUAAGGAAGCAAAAGCCUCCAGUUUCUUCUUCUGGUAGUACUAUUAGAAAAGAGGCUGCUGCACCUGCUAGACAAAUUCAACACCAUUCAGCAUCUACUAGUCACAAUAAUAGGCAACAACAGCAAAGAGAGGGCAACAACAAUUUUAAUUCAGAUAGGCUGGCCUCAGCAACCAAAAGGCUUCAGGAGAGUUACAGCAAAGCUGAAAAUGCCAAAAAGCAAAGAACAAUUCAAGUGAUGGACAUUCACGAGAUACCAAAGCCUAAGAAUACAUUCUUUGCCAAGAACAAAGGUGGCGGUUCUCAAGGCAGGCACUGGUAGCGGCCAACGGCCCGUGGUCAACUUCGUUUUGGGUACCUUGAUUUAUUGAUAGUGUUCACUUUGGCCCUUCCCCUCUGCCUAACACCAAAAGACUAAGAAAGGGGUGGCUUGCUUGGGAGGGAGAGGUGCUUUGGUGCUCUUAUAAAAGUGACGGGGCAGAUAAAAGGAUGAUGGAGAGAAAGAGGGUAAUUCCCUGAUCAGUACUACCUUUUCUUGGUCUAUGCUAUUCCUUAUCCUUUUCAAAGUGAAAAGGAAAGGAGAAAGGAAGAGGAAAAAGAGAAACAUUUUUCUUUUGAGCUUUUUCUUGUGCUAAAUAAGUUCCCAUGAAGAGAUUUGGGAGGAUGGUCAUUGCUAGAAGAUCGAUUUGCUUUUGAUUUCACAUUUGCAAAGUCCUCCAUCCAUUGCCUAAAGUAUUAAUGUUAUGGUUAACUUAGGCUUCUCGAGGGAUUGCUUCGACCAACAGAGAUCACACUUUUAGAGGAACCGAUUUUGAGUUGAAAUUGAUAAUCGUCUGCAGCUCCUGAUUUGGUUAAAAAUACAAUAGAUGUUUGUCUUGUUUAGCUGCUCCAAGCCUCCACGUUGCACCUCGUUAUUGCGAUAAGCUUUAUUAAGCGUUAGGAUGCGUUUUUAUCAUUAUCUCGUUAGGAUUAGGGGUUUGAAUGGAUAUUGGAGAAUGAUCAACUUAAUCUUGGGCAUUAUGUUCAAAUUAUGAAAGAUGCAUCAAGGGUGAGGGACCAAUUUGCAAUUCUUAACUUAUGAAGGCAUGUACUAUGGUGAAGCUAAUGUGUGGGAUAUUCCAAGUUUGGGUUUGGUGAAGGGUCACUUUGGGUUAUGAAUUAGGUGGUUGAGAAGAAUAGCUACCGGAAUUAUCUUCAACUUGAUGCCCUUUAGAUGCUUUUUUUUUUGUGUGUGGCUACUAACGAUGCUUAUGCAAUGUAGAAGUGGGGAAUUUGGUUAAUACACAAUACACAUUUUUUAAAGUAGAUGUAUAGUUGUCUUACUCCCUUUGAAUUGUAUUAUUGAUUAUAAUAUAGAUUAAGGAUCAUA
Linum trigynum is the source of this 7340-nucleotide messenger RNA. The record is from the annotation of a GenBank genome assembly. NCBI's taxonomy places the organism in Eukaryota, Viridiplantae, Streptophyta, Magnoliopsida, Malpighiales, Linaceae.